Molecule: messenger RNA, 1683 nt
Organism: Clarias gariepinus (North African catfish)
Lineage: Eukaryota; Metazoa; Chordata; Actinopteri; Siluriformes; Clariidae
Product: akirin-2-like
Exons: 5
Coding region: 364-909 (181 amino acids)
Biological process (GO): positive regulation of innate immune response; positive regulation of transcription by RNA polymerase II
Cellular component (GO): chromatin; nucleus
Molecular function (GO): transcription coregulator activity
Source: RefSeq, a predicted model, not a curated record
UAAAAAAUGGUGGUGAAAGAUAAACAAGCAGAGAAGUUAGCGUUAUAGAAAAAGAAAGAAAACGCCAUUCCUUUGUAACGAAAACCGAUGACCAGAAGAAAGAUAGAAGUAACAAGAAUCAGAAGAAUUUUCAUACGUUUUCUUGAUAUUUAUCGAAAAACUGUUUUAUAUACAUUAAGUAAUUUAACUAGGAAACGCCUUUUAAAACGCCUAGCAUUGCUAGCGGGAAGUUAGCACGCUAGCUACAGAUUUGCUAAGCAGCAGAAGCUCGAGUGUUUUUUCCACGAGCCCAGCGGCCAGGCGACCUUUAUUCCUGAGUUCUUUUUGGUUUUUAAGAUUUAAUCGUUUCUCAGAAUAAGAACCAUGGCGUGUGGAGCUACUUUGAAGAGGACGAUGGAUUUCGACCCUUUACUGAGUCCCGGCUCGUCGAAAAGAAGGCGAUGCGCCCCGGUAUCGCAGGCAUCAGCGCCGAGAAAUUACCUGCGUCAUGAGCCGAGUCCUUUCAGCCAGCUCUCAGUCACACUCACCACAGAGCAAAUCCUUCAUAAUAUAAAGCAAGAAUACAAGCGCAUACAGAAGCGGAAACACUUGGAUGGCAGCUUUCACCAGGCUGAGGCGUGCUCAUCUUUCAUGCCCCAGCCACAUGCCUCUCUCCUGACUGGGUCCAGUUUCCAAGAGACAUCCUCUGGAGCUGUUUCACCCACAAGGAGAGAACAGCCACUGUUUACUUUUAAACAAGUUGGCAUGCUAUGUGAACGCCUUUUGAAGGAGCGUGAGGAUAAAGUCAGAGAAGAAUAUGAGGAGAUCAUGACGUCCAAGUUGGCAGAACAAUAUGACACCUUUGUGAAGUUUACACAUGAUCAGUUAAUGCGGCGAUUUGAGGAACAGCCUGCCAGCUAUGUGUCUUGAGAUCAGCAGAGCAAUGUCAAGAUGCCGUGUGCUGCAGGUUACUGAAAUAAAUGUCCGCCGACUCCACCGCAGACCUGGUUUGAAAUAAAACUGCUCCAGUGUCACUCAUGCUGACAGAGGCUGUCUUUAGAAUUUGUCAGUACAUAUUAUUGUUCCUUGUGAACCUGGGUGCUUCCUCUUGUAAAUGUAUACGGACCUUUUAUGUCUGUUUAUUCUACCAGUGGCCUACUUAUAAUCUGUAUCAUGAGCCUUUAUUGCAUUCCACGAUGUAUCCAUACAGAUACGGCAAUGCUUUUAUUUUCUGGUCAUUUCACUUGUGCAUAGACGUUAGUAUGGAUGGAAAUCCAAAAUGUUGAUUACCUCUUUACAAGUAUUCCCAGAGUGCUGCACAGCUUACAGUUUUAUUCUUCUUUAAAAAGCUUGAUGGAAAUUUUUUUCACUAGCCAAAGUGCAGCAAGAACACGACACUGAUCAUCAUUGUGAGUUUAGACUGGGAUGCAACAAAGCUGUUCUGUACUAUAGUUUGAGCUAAAGUGUUUCAUCAAUCAGUUAGAGCUUUUUUGUUUUGCUUUCCUUUGUAUUUGUAUAGACCAGGGUGUCAUGCUUCAGUCGGGAAGGGCUAGAGUUCAGUGUUCAUAGAGUUUACCUCAGUUGGCCCACAAUUCACCUCAUUAGCUCAUUACCGGAGGCUUAAUAGGUCGAAUCUGAAGCCUCGAUAUUGGCACCCUGGUGUCCAUGAAAGCAUUUUAUUAAUAAAGACUUGUGUGUACAUAA